AUGACAAAUUGUGUUCACAAAACCCUAGCUGCUGUAAGGGCCAUCGAGGACGUCCACGUGCGCCGGUCAGCGAGUUUUAAGCUGCUAUGCGCGAGUGUGCUAUUCUCGAUCAAAAAGGCACGAGACAAGGCGGAGAUUGGUACCCUGAAGCUUCUCAUAAGAACCCGCUGGUUCGAUGCGACGGAUCGGCGAGACAAGGUCUUUGCGCUUGUUGGCCUCACAAGCGACAUCAAUCAGAGCUUUGUGGACUACUCCAAAAGUUACGAAGACCUGAUGAGGGACCUGAACCUCAUGCUUCUGGAAGGCAGGAUCAAGCCUACCUGGGGUAAUGUGUUAGAUGUGUUGUCAUUGAUUACACGUGAAGAGGACGACGAAAUCGCAGAGCCAAGCUGGGUGGUAGAUGUUUUCAAGCCGCAGAACUUCGAGGGCUCGUACACGCCUGUUAUGGGUGGAUACCCCUCUAAAGAGCCGCACAUUCAACGCAAGCCAGAGCUUCGCUUUCCUGAGGAGUAUGGGCCGGAGUGUCUCCGUAUUCGCGGUACUGUUUUCGAUACGAUCGCUCACACGGCUCCGUUUCCGACGUUCUUGCGCGAAGGCGGGUCACAACCAGUCGGAACCUACGACCUACAAAACAUAUCUGCUUAUCGCGACUGGCUCCUGCGCGUGGAUGCAAUACUAGAAACGCAACGAACAGACACCACUGAUGCCGACAGCAUGUACCGACCUACUGGCGAGUCCCAUGACGAUGCGUUCUGGCGAACCCUAUGCUGCAAUCGCACAUCCACGUACGGACUCAAGACUCCCACUGAUGGAAGCAGCUAUCAUGCGUUUCUCACCAAUCUCAUCAUUCUAGAAGCGAGCCCCGAGUUCGUUAGGAUUAAGCGCUGGAUCCUUGGCGUCGCUACAGCGUCAUCUCCAACCAUGGCAUACUACUUCCGGGGCAGGAAUUGGUUCUUGCGAUACGCUUUACCGCUCGCUGUUCCUCUCUUUGCUAUUUGUUUCAACGUUGCUUGGAGUAAGGCCUGGGAAUCCUGGCAAGACCAUCUGCAUAUCAAGCAAAGAGACUUUCAGACUUGCCAUAUGGCAUGGAUGUGGGGGCGACAGUUUGCCAUCACCGAACAGGGGUUGAUUGGGUUGGUGCCGGUUGCAGCCAGGGUAGGGGAUAGUGUUGGUUUCUUCGCAGGGUGCAGAGUUCCGUAUGCGUUGAGAAGACGUGGUGAGGGGUACGUUCUCAUCGGUGAUUCGUAUCUGCAUGGAGUUAUGGAUGGCGAGGGGGAGAAGUUUGAGACCGAGAUGCUGAAGAUAAUGUGA
This is a messenger RNA of Alternaria triticimaculans, 1311 nucleotides long. RefSeq lists its product as uncharacterized. The record is from RefSeq and is a predicted model, not a curated record. The transcript is spliced from 2 exons. The coding region runs from base 1 to 1311 and encodes 436 amino acids. NCBI's taxonomy places the organism in Eukaryota, Fungi, Ascomycota, Dothideomycetes, Pleosporales, Pleosporaceae.